Nematolebias whitei (Rio pearlfish) is the source of this 528-nucleotide messenger RNA. RefSeq names its product anoctamin-2. The record is from RefSeq and is a predicted model, not a curated record. Gene Ontology annotation, molecular function: chloride channel activity. Lineage: Eukaryota; Metazoa; Chordata; Actinopteri; Cyprinodontiformes; Rivulidae. Gene Ontology annotation, cellular component: plasma membrane. The transcript has 3 exons. The coding region runs from base 1 to 528 and encodes 175 amino acids. Gene Ontology annotation, biological process: chloride transmembrane transport.
AUGGUGGACUGCUCUCUUCAGGUCGAGGGUGAGGUUCUGCCUCAAGUGUAUAAGGAUUACAGAGAACCCCCCUGGUCUCCAGAUGCAUACCAGUUCUCCAAACAGUACUGGUGUGUCCUCUCUGCAAGACUGGCAUUCGUCAUUCUGUUUCAGAACUUGGUGAUGUUCCUGGGCCUGAUGGUUGCUUGGGUGAUCCCAGAUGUCCCCAAAACCAUCGUGGAACAGCUCAAACGGGAAAAGAAGCUCAUAGUCAACCUAUUUUUGCAGGAGGAAAAGGAAAAAUUACAGCUCAUCCAGAGCCUCUUCAGUAAGGAUAUUACCCUCCACCCUGACAACCAAGCACAGAACCAGGACCAGGGCCUCCCCAUUCCUGGCCGCUACAGUACUCUACCCAUAGCCCCAUCGACUGGAGAUGGAGGAGGAGGCCCAAGGGCGAGGUGUAGGGCUGCCAGCUUCAGCCAGUUCAGUGGAAAUACUUCUUCAUUAUCCAGGAAAGAAAAUGCAAACUCAAAGCACACAGCAGUGUGA